ACCCCCCCGCAUCCUGGACAAAACCGUGAGCGCUGGAGACCACCUCCACACGGAGACCCGAGCACCAUGUUGGACCAUGAGGAGUGCCUGCUGGAGUCCUGUCCCCGGGAGCUGACCCAGAACCCGCUGCGGAAGAUCUGGACGCCGUGCAAGAACGGCCACAUCGUGCAGCGACGCGUCUGUACAACCAACUGUCCGACCCUCAUCGUGACCGUGGGGCUUCCUGCCCGAGGAAAGACCUACAUCUCAAAGAAGCUGACCCGCUACUUGAACUGGAUCGGUGUUCCGACCAAAGAAUUCAACGUGGGCCAGUAUCGCCGCGAGUGUGUGAAGAUCUACAAGUCCUUUGAGUUUUUCCGUCCAGACAAUGAAGAAGGCCUCAAGAUCCGACGUCACUGUGCCACCGCGGCUCUGAACGACGUUCGGCAGUACCUGAGUGUGGAAGGAGGACAGGUGGCGGUCUUUGAUGCCACAAAUACCACACGAGAACGAAGAGGAACCAUCGUCAAGUUUGCGGAACAAAAUGGCUUCAAGGUGUUUUUCGUGGAGUCGGUGUGCGAGGACCCAGAUGUCAUCGCGCAGAACAUUGUUCAAGUGAAGUUGGGCAGCCCUGACUACAUCCACUGCAACACAGAUGAGGCCAUUGAAGACUUCAUGAAGAGAAUCAAGUGUUACGAGUCGUCCUACCAGCCUCUGGAUGAAGUCCUGGACAGAGACCUGUCCUACAUCAAGAUCAUGGACGUGGGGCGCCGUUACCUGGUCAACAGGGUGCUGGACCACAUCCAGAGUCGCAUCGUGUACUACCUGAUGAACAUCCACAUCACCCCCCGCUCCAUCUACCUGUCGCGCCACGGUGAAAGUGACCUGAACAUCAAGGGCCGCAUCGGUGGCGACGCCGGGCUCUCGGCACGGGGCAAAGAGUACGCCAAAUGCCUGAGGAUGUACAUCCAGGACCAGAACAUCAAGGACCUGAAGGUGUGGACCAGCCAGAUGCAGCGAACCAUCCAGACGGCCGAGUGCCUGGGAGUGCCGUACGAGCAGUGGAAGGCUCUCAACGAAAUAGACGCCGGCGUGUGUGAGGAGAUGAUGUACGAGGAGAUCCAGGAGCACUACCCUCUGGAGUUCGCCCUGCGAGACCAAGACAAGUACAGAUACCGAUACCCCAAAGGAGAGUCCUACGAAGACCUGGUGCAGAGACUGGAGCCGGUCAUCAUGGAGCUGGAGAGACAAGAGAACGUUCUGGUGGUGUGUCACCAGGCUGUGAUGCGCUGCCUCCUCGCCUACUUCCUCGACAAGACCGCGGAUGAGUUGCCUUAUCUCAAGUGCCCGCUGCACACCGUGUUGAAGCUGACGCCGCUGGCGUACGGCUGCAAAGUGGAGUCGGUCUACCUGGGCGUGGAUGCAGUCAACACCCACAGGGACAGACCCGGGUCAGAGGAGAGGUGACCGGCUGAGAAAUGUGCCGCCACUUUCUGUCCACCCAGCUCUUUUUCUGUCAUUCCCAGGACGGAGUGACGGGAACACGUGACAGUAACACGUGACAGUAACAAGUCUCUAAAGUUUCAGUGAGUCAGGAAGUGAAGACCCAUGUUCUCAGGAGUGUGUCGAGUGAAAUAGAUGUCGUGUUGUACAAUGGUGUAGAUGUGAAGUUUUCCAUUUGUAUUGCAAACCAAAGUGACCUCGCUGAUUGUUUACAUGAAGAACAGCUGAACGUGCAGCUGAAGACGGCAAUAAAACUCUACCGAACCCAAGUCUCCCAAGAAACUGUUCUUUGAGAACCUAUGUUAUUUAUAGCCCGUGCCGACUCUCUGUUGCACGAUGAGCUCGAGUCGCGGUGAAGCUCCGCCUUCUCAGUGCUGCAGUCUCCCACGGCAGUGGUCAGUGUCAUGCAAACAUGGACCUGACUUCCUUCACUGGACACUGACCCCUGCAGGUUCCAUUCAAGUACUGCAGUUUUGACAAGUGGUCGUAAUGUUACGGCCCCAUAGUGCCAGUGACAUGAUGACUUUUGAAAAAUUCUGGCGGUGAGUGCUGGUCCUGACCAGGGUGUCCGCCGCCUCUCUCCCAGCUAGCCAGGACCCUAUUGAGGGAACUACAUCAUCCAUUCAGUCGCCAGUAGCUUUGCGCCUUGAGACUCAAGAACCUUCCUUUGUUCUUCACGCCAGUUUAAUAUGCACCUGCUCGAGGACCCAAAUUUAACCAGCGAGCUAAAAUAAACCUUCCUUUAUUGGUCGGUAAACUCCAUUUCUAAUGAGAGUGGCGUGGGUCUCAAAUAUUUGUCAGGAGAUUGUUGUCAGACACUUACACUGUCCUUGAAUCUCUCUUUUAUCAGAGGGACCGGAACACACACCUUCCUCUGACAGUCAAAGCUCUCAUUGCAGCUCGGAUGAAGGUUUUGCCUGAAAACGGCCGCUUCUGAGCUUCCUUCUC
This is a messenger RNA of Synchiropus splendidus (mandarinfish), 2430 nucleotides long. RefSeq names its product 6-phosphofructo-2-kinase/fructose-2,6-bisphosphatase 4-like. Gene Ontology annotation, molecular function: 6-phosphofructo-2-kinase activity; ATP binding; fructose-2,6-bisphosphate 2-phosphatase activity. Lineage: Eukaryota; Metazoa; Chordata; Actinopteri; Syngnathiformes; Callionymidae. Gene Ontology annotation, cellular component: cytosol. The coding region runs from base 67 to 1446 and encodes 459 amino acids. The record is from RefSeq and is a predicted model, not a curated record. The transcript has 14 exons. Gene Ontology annotation, biological process: fructose metabolic process; fructose 2,6-bisphosphate metabolic process.